This is a messenger RNA of Hippopotamus amphibius kiboko, 2174 nucleotides long. It is a transcript of the gene FOXH1, whose product is annotated as forkhead box H1. The transcript is spliced from 4 exons. Gene Ontology annotation, molecular function: sequence-specific DNA binding; DNA-binding transcription factor activity. The coding region runs from base 831 to 2048 and encodes 405 amino acids. Lineage: Eukaryota; Metazoa; Chordata; Mammalia; Artiodactyla; Hippopotamidae. Gene Ontology annotation, biological process: regulation of DNA-templated transcription. The record is from RefSeq and is a predicted model, not a curated record.
UACACCUGGACGGGCGACGACGGGGUGCGUCACGGGGGCGCGCGCCGCCGCCCUCCGACCCCUCCCCGCGGGCGCCCGGGCCAGCACCUCAUCGGCCAGCAGGAAGAGCCCCUCCUCAAAAGCGAAGCGGAUCACGUCCUCGAUGCACUCGCGGGUCUGCACCUGCCCUGUGGCGCGGAGGCUUUCUCUACUUGCGGGGCUACUUUUCGCUUGCGGUGCGCAGGCUUCUCACUGCAGUGGCUUCUCUUGUUGCGGAGCACGGGCUCAAGGGCACAUGGGCUCAACAGUUGUGGCUCGCAGGCUCUAGAGCACAGGCUCAGUAGUUGUGGUGCACGGCUCCAUGGCAUGUGGGAUCUUACCCGUGUCCCCUGCUUUGGCAGGCGGAUUCUUAAUCACUGAGCCACUAGGGAAGUCCCCCUCUUUCAUUUCUCAGGUUUCCUCUAGGAAGCGCUCCCAAACCACCACCAAAGUCCUACUAGCUGCUUGGCCUUGAACUCUGGGCAGGACCCACCCCUCCUUGGCAGCUCACCUUGGACCAAUCACUCCCUCAUCUGUUAAAAGGGAGCCUAGAUCUAAAUGGGAUAAAGUAACUGUGGGUCAUAAGCCCCUUCCCAGUGCUUUUCCUUCCAGCACUAGUGGGGAGCCAAAGGCAGCCCAGGGGUGAAGAAUGAGGCCUGGGUAGCCGCCUGCAGCCCCCACUGGAAUCUUCACUGCCCCUCCCUUCGAGAUUAACCGAAACCUGCUAAUUGAGGCUGCCCUCUGCACGCUCCCCUCCCCCACCGCGUAUUUCUACCUCCCUUUGCCUCCCCUCCCCUCCCCCUUCCAUCCGAAUGAUAAAGGGCUUGGCCCGCCAGCCCCCGCCUGGCCUCAGGCCCCAGCUCUGCCUCACCACACUACCACACUGCCCCAGUGCCCUGCACCCACCGCCCGGCCAGGGCCCUGCCCACGUUGCUUGCUUCCUCUGCAUGGGGCCCUGCAGCAACCCCCGUCUGGGGCUCCCUGGGGGGGAGUCGGCCUCUCACCGCCCCACGAGGAGGAAGAAGAGAUACCUGCGGCAUGACAAGCCCCCCUACACCUACUUGGCCAUGAUCGCCCUGGUGAUCCAGGCCGCGCCCUCCCGCAGGCUGAAGCUGGCCCAGAUCAUCCGUCAGGUCCAGGCGGUGUUCCCCUUCUUCAGGGACGAUUACGAGGGCUGGAAAGACUCCAUCCGCCACAACCUCUCCUCCAACCGGUGCUUCCGCAAGGUGCCCAAGGAUCCUGCGAAGCCCCAGGCCAAAGGCAACUUCUGGGCGGUCGACGUGAGCCUGAUCCCCGCCGAGGCGCUACGGCUGCAGAACACGGCCCUGUGCCGGCGCUGGCAGAGCAGGGGCUCGAGGGGAGCCUUCGCCAAGGACCUGGGCCCCUACGUGCUGCACGGCCGGCCCUACCGGCCGCCCAGUCCCCAGCCGCCGCCCUGCGAGGGGUUCAGCAUAAAGUCCCUGCUAGGGGACUCCAGGGAGGGGACGCCGCGGAGCAGCCCAAGUCGGUCAGGCUCAGUGCGCUUAGGGGCGGAAGAGGUACCCACUCCACUCCCGCCCUCUGAGAGGCCUCUGUGGCCCAUCUGCCCCCUCCCAGGGCCCAUGAGAGCAGAGAGGGAGACUUCCCAGGGUGGGAAAAGUAGACCCUCCCCCCUCUCUCCUGAGCCCAGAGCCUGGCCCCUGCACUUAUUGCAGAGCACCCCAGACCCUGGGGGACUCUCUGGUGGAGAUCACGGGCCCUCACUUUGGGGGCAGCUGCCCACUUCCUACUUGCCCAUUUACACCCCCAACGUGGUGAUGCCAUUGGCCCCACUGCCACCCGCCUCCUGCCCCCAGUGCCCCCCCUCAACCAGCACAGGCUAUUGGGGGGUGGCCCCUGAAACCCACGGCCCCCCAAGGCUGCUCUGGGAUCUAGACGCCCUCUUCCAGGGGGUGCCACCCAACAAAAGCAUCUAUGACGUGUGGGUUAGCCACCCCCGAGACCUGACCGCCCCUACCCCAGGCUGGCUACUCUCCUGGUACAGCCUGUGAGGCCCCCAGGAUGGGGACUGCUUUCCUCGCGCACCCUCUCCUGCCACCUUUAUGCCUGUUGAGGAGAAAGCAAGGUGUGUGUGGCGCCAGCAGCGCUGAGACAUGAGGCACCAGCCGUGCUGAGAG